Molecule: messenger RNA, 570 nt
Organism: Recurvomyces mirabilis
Lineage: Eukaryota; Fungi; Ascomycota; Dothideomycetes; Mycosphaerellales; Teratosphaeriaceae
Exons: 2
Coding region: 1-570 (189 amino acids)
Source: RefSeq, a predicted model, not a curated record
AUGUCCUCUGAGCAGACCUUCUCCACCUCCGACCUCCGCAGCACUGCUCAAGACUACAAACGCGAUGCGGCGCGUAAGCAUAAGUGGCAGCUCGGCAGCAACACCACAACUGGCAGGGCCGCUGGUGGAAAGCCUCGCCCACACCGUCCUUCUGAGACCGACUACAACGCCAAGCGCCGCGAGUCCAAGGGCGCUGUAGCUGCUCUCCAGAACGGUGCCAAGGUCGCCCGCAAGCAGGACGUGCUUGAUGGUACUGCCAUUUCCGACGACUCCAGCAACUCCACCUCCGACUACGAUGAUACUCCCUCCCCUGCAGUCGAUCCCGCAGUCAUGUACUCCUUCGACGCCGCUCGUGGUCCAUCCCAAGGCAGCCAGAUCCUUAACACUGCUCUUGCAAACGCUGUUGCGAAAUUCGAGGAUCGUGAGACCGUCAAGCUGGUCAAGAACGAGUACGAGAUCCUGGAUGAUGAGGGUGAGAGCAUUGGUUUGACGCCAGUCAAGAAGAGCAAGAAGGUCAAGGCUCCGGCUAUGAUCGUCCCGGAUGCCGAUGAGGACUACGAGCUCGUCUAA